CAGUCGAAAUCAAUUUAGUAUAACCUUCAGUACUACUUAACGAACCAUUCACUAAAUUCGCAAAAACAGCUUAAAUAUUAACAAAUGUUAAGCACUUCUAACGUUCAGAGUGUUUUAAUGAGUAAUGGAGCGUUGGAAAGAUAAAGUGGCUGUCGUUACGGGGGCAAGCUCUGGUAUAGGGGAGGCUAUUUGUAAACAGUUGGUCGCACAUGGGUUGAAGGUUGUAGGGUUAGCCCGCCGCAAACAUCUAAUCGAGCGUAACGCUGAAAAACUUCAAGGGGAGAAAGGCAAAUUAUACGCUCUGUGUGCAGAUCUUUGUAAAGAAGAAGACAUUUUACACGCCUUUGAUUGGAUAGCCGAAAAUUUGGGCUCGAUUGCCAUUUUGGUCAACAGUGCGGGUAUAGUACACGCCAAUUCUCUUUUGGACGGUGAAACGAAAGCGUGGAAGGAGACUUUUGACACGAACGUACUUGGCCCUUGCAUCGCGACUAGGGAGGCUGUAAAACUGAUGAGGAGGAAUAACAUUGAUGGUCACAUUGUCCAUAUUAACAGCUUAAGCGGCCACAGGGUUUACAAUUUUCCCAACAUGAAUGUAUAUCAGGCGACAAAGCACGCAAUAACCGCACUUACUGAAACACUUCGACAGGAAUUAGUGUCACAGGGAAGCAAAAUAAGGGUUUCGAGCAUCAGUCCGGGUAGUGUCAGGACUGAUUUCAUGAAACAGUCCUCGGUACCUUUCCCAGAAGAAAUUUUUGAGAUGCUGAAGCAAGCACCCACGCUGGACCCAAAAGAUAUAGCUGACGCUGUUUGCUACGUACUAAGCGCACCUCCUCACGUGCAGAUUCACGAGCUAAUCAUUAAGCCCACCGGGGAAAUGUUGUAGCAGCCAAUUUGAACGCCGUCGCUAGUAAUAGCGUGAAGAUGCUGCGCUGAAAUUAUUUUAAUGGUAUAUCGGAAUGUGUUUAGCUAUGAAGUUUGUAGAAAAAAGUCAUGAUAUGGAAUUUUUUCCUUCA
Photinus pyralis (common eastern firefly) is the source of this 1013-nucleotide messenger RNA. RefSeq names its product farnesol dehydrogenase-like. The transcript is spliced from 4 exons. NCBI's taxonomy places the organism in Eukaryota, Metazoa, Arthropoda, Insecta, Coleoptera, Lampyridae. The record is from RefSeq and is a predicted model, not a curated record. The coding region runs from base 125 to 883 and encodes 252 amino acids.